Molecule: messenger RNA, 1041 nt
Organism: Fusarium coffeatum
Lineage: Eukaryota; Fungi; Ascomycota; Sordariomycetes; Hypocreales; Nectriaceae
Exons: 5
Coding region: 1-1041 (346 amino acids)
Biological process (GO): regulation of transcription by RNA polymerase II
Molecular function (GO): DNA-binding transcription factor activity, RNA polymerase II-specific; RNA polymerase II cis-regulatory region sequence-specific DNA binding
Source: RefSeq, a predicted model, not a curated record
AUGGACAAUACUUUCAACAUGGAGAAUCAGUGUUAUUUGCCACUCGCCCAAAACUUCUGUUUCAACUCAUCCCCUGAUGUGGCCUUCACCCCUACUCCUUCACUUCCAUCUGCCCAAAAUGAGUCUCGACCUUGGACUUUCAACGAGCUGAACGCUGCCUAUCACAACAUGUCUUACUGGAUCGACGGGCAAUAUCCGUCCUCGGCGUUCAUAUCCGGCGCUACCGGGUAUGGGACUGAAAGUUUACCACAGCACAAUGCUUUGCAUCAAGAGUUCGCCUACAUGGACUAUCAGCUCACUUCAGAUGCCAGCACCGUCGACCAUGUUCCAGCCAGCUCAGUCAGACUACCAAGUACCGUUGAAGAACGCUUUGAUAACGAGUCCGACAUGAGUCCAGCUGGCUCUUUCAUGGCUUCAUCUCCGGAACCUCGCUCUCGUUCUGCGAGUAUCGCACCCAUGAGUUCAUGGUCAUGUUCCAGCCCCGCUACAACAGCUUCCGAUAGACGACUCUCCGAUACCCCAAGCUCUUACGGCACAGACGACCAUUACCACCAAGUCACCUACUCGCUUCGGGACAGUAACUCGAUUUGUCGGAUGGAGUCUCCGCGGUCGCGUAAGGGCCAAGCUGGAGUUCUGGUCACCCAACCUGAGAUUAUUCGCAAGGCCAUUGGUCAAUGCGAUUACCCUGGAUGCAAAAAGAGCUUUCGUCGAGUGGAGCAUCUCAAGCGCCAUAAGCAAUCGCAUCAUGGGGAAGGCGGGCAAAACAGGUUUAGCUGCGAGUUUUGCGGCAAAGACAACUUCAAUCGCUACGAUAACCUGCAGACUCACCGCAGGCUGCAUACGCGAAAAAACAAACGCCAGCGCAGCAUCAAGUUUGUUCCCGCCGCAGUAUCUAUCAUUGAAGGAGAGGAGAAAGCAAAGAAACAAAAGAGUGGGUUCGCGGCAACACCAGUCAAAUCGCGACCUUACAUGGGUAAAGGACAUGUACGAGCUUUCAAGGGCAUUUUGGAACUCCAGGGACAACAGCACGGAGUUCUGUAA